AUGAUGGACGACUCUGAUGGUGAGCCUCUGUUCGCUUUCCAAGACUUAGACUACAUACCAUUUGGAUACAGUGGCCUUGUGGCUCCUUACAUCGAGUCGGGACCUGGGACCAUGCGGGCGGCUGCGACACUGAUGGCGCUUGAUCUUGCGCUGAAAGACGGCAAAGCAGCAACGACUGUUGUUUGCGAUUUUGGUUGCGGCGAUGGUGAAUUCCGUAAGAUGGCGAGAUAA
Messenger RNA from Cadophora gregata, 231 nucleotides. RefSeq lists its product as uncharacterized. Lineage: Eukaryota; Fungi; Ascomycota; Leotiomycetes; Helotiales; Ploettnerulaceae. Bases 1 to 231 code for a protein of 76 amino acids. The transcript has a single exon. The record is from RefSeq and is a predicted model, not a curated record.